GGAACGGAUAGGGAAAGUCGGGCUAGGUAGGCUCUAGCUCCUUCCUGCUGCUCGUUGGCUGCCGCAAUACGCAGGAACAGACGGCAGGAUCGUCCUUUCUCUGUGACUCUGCGUCGUGGUUCCUGGCUCCUGCUGCUCGAAUUGUUUGGUUCGGAUCCAGUUGGCCCGGGAUGAACGUUCCUGCAGCUCAAUGCCCACCUCACUCCAGUCUCCAGCUGCACUUCACACACUUGUCGCUGUCGUUGGUACCGUCGAAUCGUCGUGUAUUCGAUAUGGUCGAUUUGUUUUCCUGUUCGUCGUCUCUUCUUGAUACUGUUUUGUCGUCCAAGCUUACGCCGACGUCUGUUCACCCAUCCGCCGGUAUUCCGAGGACCUCUUCCACAAGAGGUAGAAACAGCAGCCAACUGCGUCAGUGUCGUCGUCGUUGCCCAGCUCCUCUCGCGCUGUCGAACAAGCAGUAGGGCUGUUUGUCGUCGGCGGCGGAAACUGUCGCAGAAGGGAUCGAGGGUUGAAGAAAGAUAGUCGAUGAAUUUCAAAACCAAAGUCUUCCGUCAGGCUUUG
Messenger RNA from Colletotrichum phormii, 561 nucleotides. RefSeq lists its product as uncharacterized. Bases 171 to 461 code for a protein of 96 amino acids. The transcript has a single exon. Lineage: Eukaryota; Fungi; Ascomycota; Sordariomycetes; Glomerellales; Glomerellaceae. The record is from RefSeq and is a predicted model, not a curated record.